CAUUAAAUUUGUCCAACCCGUAAUUUGUGUUUUUCAUAUUAAAAAUCGCACAGUGCAGAUUCUGUGGGCUACUCUGUCCGCUGUUGCUGCUUGAUUGUCAUAGAACCACCAAACAGUUGGUGUUACCACUGAAUCUAUAAUGUCUAAAGUUUCGUGAAACACACAAGCACGGAAGAAUCGAGAGCAAUAUUUCACAGCGCUGAAUAGGUAGACAGCGAAAUGUAAAAGUGUUACGUUGUCUGCUCUAGAUAUUAUGCACAAUGGACCAUCGGGAAUCAGCAGAAGGCGAUGCAGAGGCACGCGGGGCCAACCGACCUACGUUAUUUAAUUUAUUGGAAGUCCUUGCCAGUGAUGCAUACACAACACCUCAGCAAAGACACAGUAUCAGAGGAGUUGUCACAGAAUUUCUCAAUAAUAAGUUCGAACAUUCCAAGGUGUACUCAUACAUUGGAGCCAUAGUGGGACAUGAUGUACUUUAUUCCGUCAUUAAACAACUUGAAUCAGAUCCUGAUCGUGUCCCCUUACCCGAUCAAAAUGGAUUGAUGCGUAUUGAGUCGGCAUUUAACCUUAGCCGUAUGUACAAUGCUGCACACAAUGAUACAAAUAUGGGAAUGACACAGAAUGGACCAGUUCCUGCAGUACAAACGAUGCAUCCACCCGCUCCCCAACCUGCUCACUUCGCAGGAGGCUCUAAAGAGGAUAUCUUGCGCACGAUACGACGGAAUCUCGGUACUCGGAAAGGUAUUGGAGUUCCCGGUACUGCGAAGGACAAUCUAGCAGCUUCCAGGGCAGCGUCUGCUGGACUAUUGCUGCAAAAGGCAUGCUGGAUGCCGAUUAGACGAUCAAUCAGUGCUGGAGCUUUGUACGGUCACUCGCUUAUAUGUAUCGGCAGUCGUGCAUAUCUUAUUGGAGGCAGUAAUGGCAAUCCGCAUGGAGUUAAUUUUGCUAAGGCUCAUGUGGUAAGCCUUGUGAAUUUCAGUUCGAAACAGAUGAACUUCUCCGGAGAGGUGCCUCCGCCACGUGAAGGUAAUUCAGCUAAUGUCGCCGUCAUACGUCAAACGCAUUCUAUUAUCAUAUUCGGUGGUUUUAACGGUGAGCGUUUUUUCAAUGAUAUACACAUAUUGGACUUGGAAAAACGCAAAUGGUUUAACCGUCGUCAUGCUACUGGGCGUGUUCCUCUGCCAAGAGAUGAACAUUGUGCUGUAGUGUAUCCGGCCCGUUGUGAAGCCAGCCAAAAACCGAAAGGAGGAGCAGAGUUUCUUUUCAUAUUUGGUGGUAAAACGGGGGUUAGAUCACAAUUGGAAUCACUUAACGAUAUGUGGGCAUACCACAUUGAAUCCGCUACGUGGGCACAGGUAGAAUACCCAGCUGAGGGUAAACAGCCAUUGCCACGUUUCGGAUUGUGUGCACUGUGGGCAGAUGAUGAUACCUUAUGCGUUUUUGGUGGAGAAACAAAUGGACCGCAGGGUUUCGUCGAUAGAUCUGAACGUACACUGCUUGAUGACCUAUGGAUGUUUAAAUUUUCCAGUCCUACCACCGGAACCUGGUAUCAGGAAAUAUAUGAAGGUAACAUAGGUCCAAGAUCGCACUAUAGUUCAAUAUUCAUCGCUCAGCGGUGUAAGGAACUUCACACGGGUGUUCCCAGGACUAUCGAACGAUUAAUGCUAUUGACAGGAGGUCUAACCUAUGCACCUGGUAGUCGCAGGACAGUUGUGGCUUCGGAUAAGCUGUACUUCUAUUUCUUUUCCCAGCGCAGAUGGUAUAUACUGAAACCCAACUACCCACGAAACUAUCUUGGUGAUACGUUCGAACCGAGGCAACUCCAUGUCGCAUGUUUCUUCGAGAAGAGGAAUAUCCUAUUCCCGGGAAGCAAACCUUCGGUGCCUUGUAUCUUUUUCCAUGGUGGUUUCCACAGGAAACAAGUACUGAAUGACGCGUGGGUUCUUAGUCUGACUGGUGAAGAUCUUUUCCUCACUAACUCUAUCAUUUCUCCAACGGAUUCUAAUAAUCUCAAGGGUAUGCACACCAAGCAUAACGUUUUCCCACCGUGGUUCUACCGUGAAAGCCAUUCCCCCGAUUUGUUUUGGGCACUAUGUACAAUGCAGAGGUGGGCGUUUGGAGCCAUAUCACAGCUUGUGUCUAAUUGUCUGAAGGAAUCGACGAGCAGCACAAAGAUAUCAAUCAAGUGGGAGGCUUCGCCACAGGGUGAUAGGCCGAUGCUGUGUAUACAGGACGAUGGUAAUGGGUUGGAUUAUACGUCUAUGAACAAAAUGCUUAAGCUCUUCGGUCAAUCCAAAUUGGGUGAAAGAGGGCCUGCAUAUGAAUAUGGCGUCGGAUUUAAAAUGGCAUUCGCUCGAACUGCCUUCGGUUGUGCUGUUAUGUCUCGUACUAUCGAUAGCAUAGGUAUUGGUAUGUUAAGCAUGGAGCUCAUGUCACAAUGUGAGUCUCGCGAGAUGUCUGUACCAUUGUGUAUGUGGAGGCUACCAAGUAAGGAAUUAAUCAAUAAGGAGGGAUCGCGCAUGGUUGAUCAGAGACACCAUCAGCGACUGCUUAUGACAUACAGUCCUUUCAACAGCGCUACCCUUUUGGCAGAACAGAUCAACAAGCUCGGCACUGCUCCAGGUACAAGGAUAAUGUUCUGGCAGUUGAGGGAUGAUAUGGACAAUAUAUGGUACUCUCGUAAAGAUCACACACUUUUCUUGAAGAAUAGUACGUUUGAUGAGCUCGAUACUGUUGAUUUGACUGAUUUGGUAGCUCCAGCCGAAAGACCUGAGUGGCUAAAUGCGUUCCCUCUUUGGAAAUCAUCUACUUACUCAAUGGAUUAUUGUCUACCUGUAUAUCUAUACUGGUUGCAUCUCAGGACAUCUUGUGCCAUAACGGUUCAAGAUUAUGACUUGGUUCCUUACGAUAUGCCAGUAAAGGUUGAACAGCAAAAGACUGAAAAUGAAACGCCAGAUAUAACAAUGGUGGAUGCUACAAAUCCGGAAACUAUAGAGCAGCAGGAGAAUGUGAAGGCAGAAGAAGAAACAAAAGAAACGACUACGCCUAGUAUCACGACCCAGGGGGACGUAUACAAUUGUAAUCGUACAGGUUGUAGCUAUUGCAGCGUAGCACCAGUUGAUCGUGGCCUUAUGGAAGACCGCAGUUUAUGGUCCUUCCUCAACCGUAGGCUGUAUUGCAAGGUUCAGCUGCCAUUCCUAUUCAAUCCUGCGGAUCACAAACAUGGUUGUUAUGCUAUGAUCGGGUUCUUAAACCGCCCAUCGUUUUGUACUGAUGAAAAUAAUACAGAGGUGACAGGUGAUAAGAAUGACGAACGCGUAUGUGAAACUGGUAUCCUUCUCUACUUCAAAGAAAGAUUAAUAACUAGGUUGGAGGGGCCUUUCCCGGCACCUCAUACUGAAAUAGAAAGUGCCCAUCAACCUCCCAAAGAUUCGUUGUUUAAGGGGGAAUUAUAUAGAUUCGCGUUGACUGCUGUCGUUAAUGUUCCCGAUUGGCUCAUACCUUCCGCAAGCAAACAAGAAUUUGUCCAAGAAAACAACACUGCAUAUGUCGAGUUUAAAGCUAAAUUGAUGGCACUGUUGUCAGAAUACAGCAAAGUCUGUUAUAACGAUGCAGCUAGGAAGGAGUGGGAAGCACAAAAGAUGCACCAGCUUGUUGAACAUGAUCGGCUUCAGGAAGAACUGCGAAUUGAACGUACAACGAGCGAUUCACAUGAAGAAACGAUACCGACUUGGCGUAAUGAUGCGGAGCGCGAUGUUGCUGCUGGCGAAAUGUCCGACAGUUCAGCUACUCAUGGGCAAGGCGGAUCUCCACCAGUGGAGUAAGUACAUACAUGGUUGGUGUUAACUGGUAUUUAUGGCUUCUCCCAACGUCAUUUCAACUUGAAGUGUUGUUGUGGAGGGCUAAAAUCCUCCUUAAAGUGUUCUCUUAAAUAAGCAUUAUUUAAAUGGGAAGUAUAGGGCGGCACUACAAAUAACAUAACCGUCUAUGUCUAAUACUGUCUAUAAAUAGAU
Messenger RNA from Babesia bovis T2Bo, 4013 nucleotides. RefSeq names its product Kelch motif family protein. The transcript has a single exon. Gene Ontology annotation, molecular function: protein binding. NCBI's taxonomy places the organism in Eukaryota, Apicomplexa, Aconoidasida, Piroplasmida, Babesiidae. The record is from RefSeq and is a predicted model, not a curated record. Bases 261 to 3824 code for a protein of 1187 amino acids.